AGGGCCGCGUCGGGGCCCAGGAGGACGUGUGGCGCGUGGGCUCCAGCGAGUCCAGCCCUGCGGGAACCCAGUAGGCGCUUCCGGGCAAGGUUCUGUGCACCUGUUCCCUCCUUCUGCUCAAGUAUCUUCCCCCUCUGGGAAGAAGGGGACAUGCUCGUCUCCAGAGAUCAAGAAGAUACACGACAACAAUCCUAAAUUAAGUACAGCGCGCGAGAUUGGGCCCAAAGCAAGAAGGUGCCGGGCACCUUUAAGCUGUUUAGAAGCUCACGUGACUCACUAAGUGCCGGGCCCCAGCGGUCACGUGACGGCGCGCGCGCCCCCGCGCGGAGAGAGCCGGUCCGUGCCGCGCGCGCGCCUUCGCCGCUGCCUCCCACCCACCCCCUCGACGGGAGGGUGAAGAGCGGCGGAGUGAUCGGCGUCUGGGACCCUGUGCGCGUGCGCGGCGAACAGCUGUCACCUAGUGCGGAACAAGUCUCCUGAAUUUCCUAAAUCUCGCUGGGCCAGAGGCCACCGUCUUCCUUCUCAUCCUCUUCCUCCGGGUCGUGUCCUCGCCCCCACCCGCGCGCCAGAGACUGUCCUAGCUGUCAUGGAGGUGGUCGAGGCGGAGAGUCCUCUGAACCCCAGCUGUAAGAUAAUGACCUUCAGACCCUCCAUGGAGGAGUUCCGGGAGUUCAACAAAUACCUUGCAUAUAUGGAGUCUAAAGGAGCCCAUCGAGCAGGACUUGCAAAGGUGAUUCCUCCUAAGGAGUGGAAGCCAAGACAGUGCUAUGAUGACAUUGAUAAUUUGCUUAUUCCAGCGCCGAUUCAGCAGAUGGUCACAGGGCAGUCCGGACUGUUCACGCAAUACAACAUCCAGAAAAAAGCCAUGACCGUGAAGGAGUUCAGGCAACUGGCCAAUAGUGGGAAAUAUUGUACUCCGAGAUAUUUGGAUUAUGAAGAUUUGGAGCGCAAGUACUGGAAGAAUUUAACAUUUGUGGCACCUAUCUAUGGUGCCGAUAUUAACGGGAGUAUAUAUGAUGAGGGUGUGGAUGAAUGGAACAUAGCACGCCUAAAUACAGUCUUGGAUGUGGUCGAAGAAGAGUGUGGUAUUUCUAUUGAGGGUGUAAAUACCCCAUAUCUCUAUUUUGGAAUGUGGAAAACCACAUUUGCGUGGCACACUGAGGACAUGGACCUCUACAGCAUCAAUUAUCUUCACUUUGGAGAGCCCAAAUCUUGGUAUGCUAUACCUCCGGAGCAUGGAAAACGACUUGAAAGACUAGCUCAAGGUUUUUUCCCAAGCAGCUCCCAAGGGUGUGAUGCAUUUCUUCGCCACAAGAUGACACUGAUUUCUCCAUCAGUACUGAAAAAGUAUGGUAUUCCCUUUGACAAGAUCACACAGGAGGCUGGUGAAUUUAUGAUCACUUUCCCAUAUGGCUAUCAUGCUGGUUUUAAUCAUGGUUUCAACUGUGCAGAAUCUACAAAUUUUGCUACUGUCAGAUGGAUUGACUAUGGAAAAGUUGCUAAAUUGUGCACUUGCAGGAAAGACAUGGUGAAAAUUUCAAUGGAUAUCUUUGUGAGGAAAUUUCAGCCAGACAGAUAUCAGCUUUGGAAACAAGGAAAGGAUAUCUACACCAUUGAUCACACGAAGCCCACUCCAGAAUCCACCCCUGAAGUGAAAGCAUGGCUGCAGAGGAGGAGGAAAGUAAGAAAAGCAUCUAGAAGCUUCCAGUGUACUAGGUCUCACUCUAAAAGGCCCAAGGCCGAGGAGGAUGAGGAAGAGUCAGCUGAAGUUGGUGGGGCAGACGUCCCUAACCACGACUCAGGUACUGAUGACCUCCAGGUCAGUGAAAAGCCAGAAGCAGCAGCUAAGCUGGGGAAUACAGCAGCACUGUCAGAAGAAGAGAACUCUGCUAGGAGGAUGCAGGUGGAUCAGAAAUUAUUAGAUAAUAUCAAACUCUCAGGAAACAUGUGCUUAAAUGCAUCUAUACGAGAAGAAAUUAAAACUGACGAUGACAAAGCCUAUGCCAUAAGUGCACCUUCCAACACCAGUGAGGCUAGCAAUGCCAUGCCAUUAUCUAGUGGCCACGUGACGUCCAAGGAAUCAUAUCCGUCCAAGCUUUCAUGGCCAAAGUCACCUGAGUCAUGUUCCUCAGUGGCAGAGAGUAAUGGUGUGUUAACAGAGGGAGAAGAGAGUGAUGUGGAGAGCCGCGGGAGUGGCCUUGAACCUGGGGAAAUCCCAGCGGUCCCCAGUGAAGAGAGAAAUGGCUUCAAAGUCCCCAGCGUAAUAGAGGGAGAGACCAAGACCUCUAAGAGUUGGCGCCAUCCACUCAGUAAGCCUCCAGCACGAUCCCCAAUGACUCUUGUGAAGCAGCAGGCAGCAAGUGAUGAAGAAUUGCCUGAGGUUCCAUCGAUUGAAGAGGAAGUGGAAGAAACAGAGUCAUGGGCGAAGCCGCUUGUCCACCUUUGGCAGACGAGGUCCCCUAACUUUGUGGCUGAGCAAGAGUAUAAUGCAGCUGUGGCCAAGAUGGAGCCAUACUGUGCCAUCUGCACUCUGCUUAAGCCAUACUACAAGCCAGAUAGCAGCAACGAAGAAAACGAUGCUAGAUGGGAGAUGAAAUCAGAUGAAAUGGAUACAUCGGGAGCAAAGACUAAGCCCCUCAUUCCAGAGAUGUGUUUUAUUUAUAGUGAAGAAAAUAUAGAAUACUCCCCACCCAAUGCCUUCCUUGAAGAGGAUGGAACAAGUCUUCUGAUUUCUUGUGCAAAAUGCUGCGUACGGGUUCAUGCAAGUUGUUAUGGUAUUCCUUCUCAUGAGAUCUGUGAUGGAUGGCUCUGUGCCCGGUGCAAAAUAAAUGCAUGGACAGCAGAAUGCUGCCUCUGCAAUUUGAGAGGAGGUGCACUUAAGCAAACUAAGAACAAUAAGUGGGCCCAUGUCAUGUGCGCCGUUGCGGUCCCAGAAGUUCGAUUCACUAAUGUCCCAGAAAGGACACAAAUAGAUGUAGGCAGAAUACCUUUACAGAGGUUAAAAUUGAAAUGCAUCUUCUGCAGACACCGGGUUAAGAAGGUCUCUGGAGCCUGCAUCCAGUGUUCCUAUGGGCGCUGCCCGGCCUCCUUCCAUGUUACGUGUGCCCAUGCCGCUGGAGUGCUCAUGGAGCCCGACGAUUGGCCGUACGUGGUGAACAUCACGUGCUUUCGACAUAAGCUCAACCCAAAUGUGAAGUCCAAGGCUUGUGAGAAGGCCAUCUCCGUGGGCCAGACAGUCAUCACAAAGCAUCGGAACACCCGGUAUUACAGCUGCAGAGUGAUCGCUGUGACAUCGCAAACCUUCUACGAGGUCAUGUUUGAUGACGGCUCCUUCAGCAGAGACACAUUUCCUGAGGAUAUCGUGAGCCGAGACUGUGUGAAGCUGGGCCCUCCUGCCGAGGGAGAAGUCGUCCAAGUCAAGUGGCCCGAUGGCAAACUCUACGGGGCGAAAUAUUUUGGAUCAAAUGUUGCACAUAUGUACCAGGUUGAAUUUGAAGAUGGAUCCCAGAUAGCAAUGAAGAGAGAGGACAUCUACACCUUAGAUGAAGAGUUACCCAAGAGAGUGAAAGCUCGUUUUUCCACAGCCUCUGACAUGCGAUUCGAAGACACGUUUUAUGGAGCAGACAUAAUCCAAGGAGAAAGAAAGAGACAAAGAGUCCUGAGCUCCAGGUUUAAGAAUGAAUAUGUGGAUGACCCUGUGUACCGCACUUUUUUGAAGAGUUCCUUCCAGAAGAAGUGUCAGAAGAGGCAGUAGUCUAUGUAUGCUGCUGCGGGCAAUAGAUCAACUUGGGUCGCAAGAGGGAAGAUGAGGCGACGGCCUUGGUGCUGUGCCGGGGGUCCCGCUGGGGUAGGUGAUGGAGUGCGUCUCUGACAGUAGUGAAUCGAGCUUCCAGAGUUUGGUCACCAAAAAUACAAAAUAGACAUAUUAUUAAUUGGAUGCAGCAAUCUGAAGUCAUCCCCUAGUCUUGCUUUUUACUUAUAAGCAAUUUUCUUCUAUGAUGAUCCCAAAGAAUUUUUCUAAGUGAAAGGAAAUACUAGUGGGUUGCCCACUAGAUAAAGCCACUGCCAGGAAGGAGGAGGGUCCCCGUGUGCGGCUCAUGCCCCUGGUCAGGAAACACACGGAGACGUCUCUCCCCCAGCUCCAGCAGGUAGCAGCCUCGUUACCCAGGCGGGAGGUGAUAAUUUAUAUAUUUUCCACAGUCAGGGAAGUACUCUCACUUACUUGUUUUAAAUGGCAGUUUUUAUAAAACAUUUUUAAGACACAAAUGGCAUGUAUGGUAAUGAGAUUUACCCGUGUGCUAUCUGUAUUUCCCUUGUACAGAACUUUUACAUUUUUUUAUAUUCCUAUUACUUUUGAUUGUGUCUGAUGAGAACUGAGUUGUUGGCCUUUGUGAAAUGAAAUUUUCGGCUCUUGAGGAAGAAUUCUUAUGAAUUGUAUGGGAAUUUUAUAUAUUUAAAGAGGGAGAUCUGGGGCUGUUAUUUUUAAACACUUUUUUUCAUAAUACAUAUUCUGAGUAGAUAUUUAUAAAAUACGUUUCUUUCAUUAUGUGUUUGUAAAAUUAGAGUUUAAAUAAAUAUGCUUUGAUGCAUAGUUUUGAACUAAUGUAACAUGAUUUUUUUUCUUUUUAAAACAGCCUGAAAAUGUACUAGUGUUUAAAAAUAAAGAUUUCCAUUUUCUCCA
Microcebus murinus (gray mouse lemur) is the source of this 4681-nucleotide messenger RNA. It is a transcript of the gene KDM4C, whose product is annotated as lysine demethylase 4C. Lineage: Eukaryota; Metazoa; Chordata; Mammalia; Primates; Cheirogaleidae. The record is from RefSeq and is a predicted model, not a curated record. Gene Ontology annotation, molecular function: histone H3K9 demethylase activity; histone H3K36 demethylase activity. Gene Ontology annotation, cellular component: chromatin; nucleus. Gene Ontology annotation, biological process: chromatin remodeling; regulation of gene expression.